AUGUUAUCUAAAAAUUUACUGCAAAAAAGACAAAGAACGGCUGUUAGUGAACAUUUAAAACAAAAAAUAUGUGAAUAUAGUCAAAAUAAUCCUAAUCAAAAACAAAUAGAUAUAGCGAACUAUUUUAAUUCUCAAGAUCCCAAUUUAAAAUUAGAUCGGUCUACGGUUUCUAAAAUAUUAAAAAAUAAAUCAAAAUGGUUAAUGGUUACUGAAAACCAAUUAAAUUCUACCGUAUUUCGAUAUAAACAAGUGAAAUAUCCUCUAUUGGAUCAAUCAAUGAGAAUCUGGGUCAAACAAGUUACUAAUAGUGAAAUGUUUUUAACUGAACUAAUGAUUAAAGAACAGGCAGCAGAUUUUGCAAAAGCCUUAAACCUGGAAGCUAAUAGUGCGCCACUAUCUUCGCUUCUGGAAUAUCGAGAAAAAUUGCGUGAAUUGAUUGAAAACUAUAUGUUGGAUAAUGUGUUUAACGCAGAUGAAACAGAGCUUUUUUUUCGUAUAGCAUCAGACUAA
Molecule: messenger RNA, 510 nt
Organism: Racocetra persica
Lineage: Eukaryota; Fungi; Glomeromycota; Glomeromycetes; Diversisporales; Gigasporaceae
Source: the annotation of a GenBank genome assembly